Molecule: messenger RNA, 1643 nt
Organism: Andrographis paniculata
Lineage: Eukaryota; Viridiplantae; Streptophyta; Magnoliopsida; Lamiales; Acanthaceae
Product: BTB/POZ domain-containing protein At1g55760-like
Exons: 5
Coding region: 425-1420 (331 amino acids)
Molecular function (GO): protein binding
Source: RefSeq, a predicted model, not a curated record
AAUGCAUCAAUGAAUGAAUGAAUGAAUGAAUUUGGAUCAGAAGAUAUAGAAAGAGAGAGAAAGAGAAGCUUGCCUUCGAUGAUUGCAUAAUAUAUAGCCAGCCCAAUCAAUUCUUGAAGUGCAGUCUAAGCCAACAACCAUCAUCACCUGAAAGCAACAUCCCCUAAAACAGAGCCUUCCCUGCAAAUGCAAUCUCAUCUCCUCUGCUCAACAACUUCAACAUCCAUGGCGGCUUAGCCUUGCGUGCUGGAAACCUACCUUCACACAAAACUGUACAGAGAGCGAGGAGAGGGAGGAGGAGAUCGUGAACAAUAUAUGAGGAAGAGAGCGGGGAGCUGCAAAGCUGGGAAAGCACGGCGAUCAGCUGCUGGAAGGGGUUUUCGAUUGCAUCAAUGAAAUCACGGCGGCGCUCGUCUUCUCUAGGAUGACCACCGACUCCGCUUACCGCGUCGAAACCACCUCGCGCCUCGCCCAAUGGCGGAUCGAAAAUCUCGCCUCCUGCACUUACCGCAAAUCCGAUCCCUUCACCAUCGGAAAAUGGAAUUGGCAUUUAUCUGUGGAGAAGAAUCGUACCAUGGCCUUGUUCAUUAGAUUAUACCCUGUGAUAUCGAAUUUAUCCAGAGACAAGCCUCCGAUCGCAUCCUUCGUCAUCAAAGCGGUUUCCUCCGCCGGAGAUCGCAAGUGUUUGGUUCAUCCAGAAGUAAUCGACAAACAGCUCAAGAGCAACGAGGAUUUCCUCUGGGCGAUCGAGGUUCCAUUAACCGGAAAAUUCAUCAUAGACGUCGAAUUUCUCGAUCUCAAAGUCGAAUCCCUGGACGGCGCCGGGCCAUGCUCGAUUUGGGGCGAAGCCUUUGUGCAGCGAGACUCGAACGAAAAGGCUCUUACAUCCCUCGGACGAAUGCUGUCCGAAAGCAUCCACACCGACAUUGUUAUCGCAGUCUCGGAUGGAAGCAUCCCGGCGCACCGUGCAGUUCUCGCCUCGAGAUCGCCCGUUUUCCGCAGCAUGUUCUCGCACGAUCUUAAAGAGAAGGAACUCUCUUCUGUGACGAUUUCCGACAUGUCGAUCGAAGCCUGCCACGCAUUUCUCGACUACAUUUACGGAAACAUACGUAACGAAGACUUCUUGAACCACCGGCUGGCCCUGCUCCAAGCAGCCGACAAGUAUGACAUACCGGAUCUAAAAGAGGCAUGCCAUCAGAGCCUGGUCGAGGAUAUUGACACUAAGAAUGUUCUCGAAAGGCUGCAGAACGCGACUCUCUACCAACUCCCGAAACUUAAGACCAGCUGCAUGCAAUACCUUGUGAGGUUCGGGAAGAUCUACGAUAUACGGGAUGAUUUCAACGCCUUUCUACAAUGCGCCGAUAGGGAACUGAUCGGCGAACUAUUGAACGAAAUCCUCGCCGCGUGGAAGGGCUUCUGAAACAUCACAUUAUAUGACCAAUUCGACUGUAAGUUUGUUUAUAUCGAUGGAUUUCGAAAUAGGCAUUCUUUUCUUAUAAAAACGUCGAUUGUGCUUGUUCACUUGUACAUACAUACAUGCAUUGAUUCGAUACGAUUCGUUGUGUAAGAACAAUGUAAAGGUGAAUUUGAUGCUUGCAAUUUAUAAAUGUGUUAUCUUACUGACCAUGCUGAACAAUUGUUCG